Nelumbo nucifera (sacred lotus) is the source of this 1775-nucleotide messenger RNA. RefSeq names its product protein trichome birefringence-like 41. The record is from RefSeq and is a predicted model, not a curated record. Lineage: Eukaryota; Viridiplantae; Streptophyta; Magnoliopsida; Proteales; Nelumbonaceae. Gene Ontology annotation, molecular function: O-acetyltransferase activity. Gene Ontology annotation, cellular component: Golgi apparatus.
AAGAAUUGAAAACUGAAGGGGACCAGAAAAGGUUCAACUUGUAGGAAGUAGGAACUUGAAAGAUUCCAUUUUUCUUCUCUCUCUCUCUCUCUCUCUCUCUCUGGCUCAAGUUAGAUGCCAACUAUAGUGAUAUUCAUACAAUUAAUGCUCCAAAUCAUCCUUUCCAUAAACGAACCAAUUCGACACUCAAACGUAAAUGAGGAGAAAAUCAAGAAUCCCACCAUAUAUUUUACUACCUUUUUUUAUAAAAGUUCUAUUUUCAUUAACCAUUACUGCUGCUUUAAACAGAAACUUCAAAUCCAACCAAAUUUACGUUCCCCUAACCCUACUCCAUCCUUGCUUUUAAAAUUCCAAACUUUGUUUCCUUCGCUUCUCCGCUUGCUCUUCUCCUUCUCAGACAUUCUUCGACAUGGGUCUUUGGUCUGGUAGCUCAUCUCUUCUGACUGGGUUGAGUCUUCUUCUCUUGGUGUUGGUUUCUCUUCUCCACCAAGUGAAUGGAGAGAAUAUCAAUAACACGAACAGAUUACAAAAGGUUGGAUGUGAUUUGUUCCAGGGGAGUUGGGUUUAUGAUGAUUCAUAUCCGCUCUACAAUUCCUCGGGCUGUCCUUUCAUCGAGAAAGAAUUCGACUGCCAAGGUAACGGCCGGCCGGACAAACUCUACCUCAAAUACAGAUGGAAGCCCACUACGUGCGACGUGCCCAGGUUUGAUGGCCAGGAUUUCCUAAGGAGAUAUCAAGGGAAAAGCAUCAUGUUUGUUGGGGACUCCCUCAGUCUGAAUCAGUGGCAGUCACUCACAUGCAUGCUACACAAAUCAGUACCCAAGUCCAACUAUACUCUAGUAAGAACAGAGGGCCUCUCCACAUUCACUUUCCUGGAGUACAAUGUGAAGGUGAUGCUGUUUCGGAAUGCAUUUCUGGUGGACAUUGUGGGAGAAAAGAUUGGGAGAGUUCUGAAACUCGACUCCAUCGAGAGCAGCAAAUCCUGGGAAGGAAUUGAUACAUUGAUCUUCAACACAUGGCACUGGUGGCUUCACACUGGAAGAAAACAACCAUGGGACUUGAUUCAAGAUGGAGGUGUAAUGUACAAAGACAUGGAUCGCUUGGUUGCCUUCGAGAAAGCACUCACAACAUGGGCUGAAUGGGUAGACUCCGAAGUUGAUCCAACAAAGACUGAUGUCUUUUUCCAGGGGAUAUCUCCAGAUCAUAUGGAUGGGCGCGGUUGGAAUGAACCAGAGACAACCAAUUGCAAUGGACAAACGCAACCAGUUUUAGGAUCAAAUUAUCCAGGAGGUCGGCAUCCGGCAGCAAUUGUGGUGGAGAGGGUGUUGAGUAAGAUGUCAAAACCAGUCUAUUUGCUAAAUGUGACCACACUUUCGCAGCUGAGGAAGGAUGGGCACCCGUCAGUUUAUGGUCAUGGUGGCCACCGGGACAUGGAUUGCAGCCAUUGGUGUCUGCCUGGUGUUCCUGAUACUUGGAACCUGCUCUUCUAUGCUGAUCUCAUUCAGAAGUGAUGCUCUGUUUUAUGAAAAGAGCAACCUUCAUUUGAAAACAAAAAUUAUUCAUUUUUAUAUUUAUCCCAUUGGAAAUUUCAAAUAUAUAAUACAACUUUAAAUAAAGGGGAGGUUUAAUUAUAUUUUCAGAUGAUUUAUGUGCUUGAUUGCAGAUGUAACAUAUUUAUGUAGCAAAAGAAAAAAAAAAAUAAACACUAAAUUUCUACCUCCAUAUAUAUUUAUUUGUUUCCAGUACAAUUUAGUGCAAAUUCAUAAGAGUUAUGUA